AUGCAACCAAACUGUCAUUUUAUUUGUUUAUUAUUUGGCGAUAAGCUUGUAAUAGCAGUAAGAGGAAAAGGAGUGGAAAAUUGGAUUGGCAAAGGGUGUCGGCUACUGUGGUCGUGGUUCAGGAAACGGUUUCGGAGUGUUACCAUGAAGGGUAGUCGACGGCAUCCGAGUUGCGCAAUUGCCAAAAUGGCGGAUAUUUGCUCAGAUAAUAUGGAUUCGAGCAAAGAAACUGAGCCAAAACCGUCGAAUGAUUUCUCUGAAAAGCUUAAGGUAACAAUAUUAAGUGAUUCAGUACUUAAUUGGAUAGCCGUUAGCAUCAAUAUGACAACCUGGCAGCGGCUGUGCAUACUGUCGGCCAGAUUUUCACAUGUCAACGACGAAAUUUUUCGCCACGUACUACUAAUUAGUUCAUUUGAAGCAUCUAGAUUACCAGAGUGGAAUUCGCAGAGACAAAGUUGGGAGGAUAACAAAGACGGCGAUCCAAAAAACUCUGAGGCUAGCAGUGGUGACGAAUCACCUCCUUCCGAUAUUCCAGCUUCAUCUAGUAUAUCCAAUACAACUAACGUACUUGAAUCUUUUGUUCAGGCAAUUGAGAAGAAUGAAGUAAACGAAAAGCCCGAUUUAGAGACGCAGUUAAAGAUUUUACGAUGGAUGAGGAAUUGCGGUAGGGAUGAGAAGGAACUGCAGCUUAAUUGA
This is a messenger RNA of Enterobius vermicularis (human pinworm), 696 nucleotides long. NCBI's taxonomy places the organism in Eukaryota, Metazoa, Nematoda, Chromadorea, Rhabditida, Oxyuridae. The record is from the annotation of a GenBank genome assembly.